Messenger RNA from Corapipo altera (White-ruffed manakin), 1057 nucleotides. Its product is annotated as interleukin enhancer-binding factor 3-like. Lineage: Eukaryota; Metazoa; Chordata; Aves; Passeriformes; Pipridae. The transcript has 6 exons. Gene Ontology annotation, cellular component: precatalytic spliceosome. The record is from RefSeq and is a predicted model, not a curated record. Gene Ontology annotation, molecular function: single-stranded RNA binding; double-stranded RNA binding. The coding region runs from base 106 to 888 and encodes 260 amino acids.
CGUCCCUUCCAGCUCCCGGAACGCCGCGGUGCCGCCACGGGCUCCCCGCUGGAAGAGUCCACAUAAACGCCUCUGGAACGCUCGGACGGACGUCGGGAAGCAAAAAUGCGCCCGAUGCGGAUCUUCGUCAACGACGACCGGCACGUGAUGGCCAAGCACUCGGCCGUGUACCCCACGCAGGAGGAGCUGGAGGCCGUGCAGAACAUGGUCUCCCACACGGAGCGAGCGCUCAAAGCCGUCUCCGACUGGAUCGACGAGCAGGAGAAGGUCAGCGGGGAGCAGCCGGAGUCGGAGUCCAUGGAGACGGCGGCCGAGGAGGAGAACAAGGAAGGAGGGGAUCAGAAGGCCACGGAGCAGCUGACGAGGACCCUGCGGGGCGUGAUGCGCGUGGGGCUCGUGGCCAAAGGCCUCUUGCUCAAGGGGGACCUGGACCUGGAGCUGGUCCUGCUGUGCAAAGACAAACCCACGGCCAAGCUCCUGGAGAAAGUCGCCGACAACCUGGGGGUGCAGCUGGCGGCGAUCACCGAGGACAAGUACGAGGUCAUCCAGUCGGUGGGCGACGCCGCCAUCGUCAUCAAGAACACGAAGGAGCCCCCGCUGAGCCUCACCAUCCACCUGACGUCGCCCGUGGUGCGGGAGGAGCUGGAGAAGCAGCUGGCCGGAGAAACGCUCUCAGUCACCGACUCCCCGGACGUUCUGGACAGGCAGAAAUGCCUUGCUGCCUUGGCGUCUCUGCGCCACGCCAAGUGGUUCCAGGCCAGGGCCAACGGGCUGAAGUCGUGCGUCAUCGUGAUCCGAGUGCUGCGGGACCUCUGCACCCGCGUUCCCACCUGGGCCCCGCUCCGAGGAUGGGUAAUUCCCUCCCUUCUCCCGUUCCCGGGGGGAUGAGGGUGGUGGGGGGGGGCUGGCAGCAUCUCUCUGGGCUGAAGUUCAGCUCUCCUCUUUCCCAAGUUUCCAAGGCACGGCCCCUUUCCCAAGUCGGGGGGUUUCUAUGGAUGAGCGACGUGUCCGCCCUUAAAGGGGCAGAGCGGAUGUUGUGUGGUGCCAAUCAGCCACC